This is a messenger RNA of Fibroporia radiculosa, 1626 nucleotides long. RefSeq lists its product as uncharacterized. The transcript has 4 exons. Gene Ontology annotation, biological process: protein dephosphorylation. The record is from RefSeq and is a predicted model, not a curated record. The coding region runs from base 1 to 1626 and encodes 541 amino acids. Gene Ontology annotation, molecular function: protein serine/threonine phosphatase activity. NCBI's taxonomy places the organism in Eukaryota, Fungi, Basidiomycota, Agaricomycetes, Polyporales, Fibroporiaceae.
AUGCUCCGGCGCGCCUGGAAACCACUUGUCGGUACAGCUGUCCUCGUCGGUGUUCCCAGUUAUAUCUACCGCAGAUACUCGUCGCGCUCGGAGACGUUCGAUCUUUCCAUUAGAGAACGAGGUCCGGAUGGAAAAUCGGUCGUCAUGACCCGCUCGUUCCCUCUGCUUUCCAAGGAGCAAACAAAUGCCCGUCUCUCCGAGCACGCCGCCACUCAGACGACGACGAGGCCGGACGGGAUGCGAUGGAACCACGCCACCGCACACCUAGCAUCCAACAGCCCAAUAGAGGAUGCGCACGCCAGUGCAAUCAUCCCGAGAGACCCCACGGAUCCCGCCUCACCGGGAGACUUCCUAUUCUUCACCGUAAUGGACGGGCACGGUGGUCCGCAUACAUCCAAACUGUUAUCUAACGUAUUAAUCCCCGCCAUCACCCUGGAACUCUACCAGCGCAUGAAGGAUUCUAGUGCCACCUCUCAACCGACCGGAAUGAUGGAAUGGCUGAAGUCGCUAAUAUACCCGUCCGCCGCCACUCCCUCCCCAUUCGACGCCGAUCCAUCCCGCGUCUCUCGCGCUUUCCAGGACGCUUUUCUGCGCCUCGACACGGAAAUUGUCAACGCGCCACUCCGCCUAUUGGCAGAACACAUAGACAAGCUGGACAUCCAAAAGAAUGCGAUUCCGGAUCUCAGCCAGCAUCCGAUGGCUAUGGCAAGUAUGCUUCCCGCUUUAUCAGGGAGCUGCGCCAUAAUGGCCAUGUUUGACACCGCACGCCAGCAUCUGUACGUGGCAUGCACUGGCGAUAGCCGCGCCGUCGCUGGCGUGUACGAGGAGGCUGAGGAUGGUCGGGGCACAUGGCGCGUUCAGCCGCUCAGUGAAGAUCAGACAGGCAGGAACCCGGCUGAGGUCAAGAGAAUACAGUCAGAACAUCCUCCAGACGAAGCCGACACUGUCGUCAUGCGCGGACGGGUGCUUGGAGGCCUCGAGCCCACCCGUGCGUUUGGUGACGCGCGGUAUAAAUGGCCUCGUGAGGUUCAAGCGAUCCUGAACGAAGCCUUUUUGAAAGGUAACAAUCACCCCAUGCGCUCAACGCCGUCUCUCCUCAAGACACCACCAUAUGUAACCGCGCAGCCAUUCGUCGUACAAAGCGAGCUCCCCUUCCGUUCUCGCCCCGAUCAACCAACUCCUUCCGGAACCAAAUCCACAUUACGCUUCCUUGUACUUGCCACCGACGGCCUCUGGGACGAGCUAUCCUCGGAGGAAGUGGUCGCGCUCGUCGGCGGACAUCUCGCCGGUCUCAAGGGCACCAUCCCCAAAUCCUCCCUGCCAGGUCUCGUGCCAAUGAGCUCCAAUUCGCAGGCAAUGAACGGUAAGAACAAGCAUCGCAGUAAAGACGCCGAGAAGGGCUCCUGGGCAUUUGUAGACGACAACGUCGGCACGCACCUCAUCCGCAAUGCGCUUGGUAGAGGGGAUGAGGAGAUGCUGAGGCAGCUGGUCAGCAUUCCCGCCCCGCACUCUAGGAGCUACCGCGACGACAUUACCGUGACCGUCGUCUGGUGGCAAGACGGCCGAGAGAACGAGGCAAAGGCGGACACGUUCAAGCCCGAGCAGAAAUUGAAGUCCAAAUUAUAG